Messenger RNA from Sabethes cyaneus, 1263 nucleotides. Its product is annotated as phospholipase B1, membrane-associated-like. Gene Ontology annotation, biological process: phospholipid metabolic process. NCBI's taxonomy places the organism in Eukaryota, Metazoa, Arthropoda, Insecta, Diptera, Culicidae. The transcript has 6 exons. Gene Ontology annotation, molecular function: glycerophospholipase activity. The record is from RefSeq and is a predicted model, not a curated record. Bases 1 to 1263 code for a protein of 420 amino acids.
AUGUGGCUCACCCAGAUAUCGCUGGAUAUCUUUCUGAUCCUGUUGCUGUUGAUGUGCCAAGAGAACAAAGUUCACCGAUGGAAGGCGGACGCCCAGAUCAGCGCUUUCCGGCCGACCGUCUUCGAUAACACCGAGUGGCGGCGGUUUUUCCAUCUGUACCGAAACAUCACCAUGAUGAUGGCCGGUCGGACCGGGCUGAAAACUCGGGGGCACUUCCUGCAGAAACCGGUUCCCAGGAAUGUGCCGUUCCCUUGCGAUGUCUCGAUCGGCCGGAGCCGAGAACCGCCGACCAGUGUCCAUAAGCUACGGCCAGGUGACAUCAAUGUGGUUGCAGCAAUCGGUGACUCAGUCAUAACAGCCAGUGGAGCUUCUGCAACGAACUUUUUGGAGCUUUACACAGAAAACCGAGGACUUUCCUGGUGUAUCGGUGGUCAAUGGAACUGGCGAAAUGCCACCACGCUUCCUAAUAUUUUAAAAGUCUUUAAUCCUAAGUUGGUAGGUUACUCGUACGGCGAUUCCUAUAGCUUCCACUGGGACUCGCAGUUCAACAAUGCAGAAAUCGGUGCCAUUUCGAAAGAACUCCCCCACAUGGCGCGCCAGAUGGUGACGCGAAUCAAGUACGAUCGGAGGGUUAACUUCAAGAAGGAUUGGAAGGUUCUCACGAUCACCAUCGGUGGCAACGACAUCUGUGCGUACGUGUGCACGAUGCGCAAUCCGGAUACUCUGGCCAUCAAACAUCGCAGAAAUCUGCUAACGACGCUACGCUAUCUGCGGGACAAUCUGCCGCGAACGUUCGUGAACAUCGUCUCGGUACCGGACGUCAACACGGUGGUGUCGCUUCCGGGAAAACCCACCAUCUGUUGGAUUCUGCACCACGCCGAGUGUCCCUGCUGGGUCGGACCGAUUCACAAUUCAUCGGAAGCGUCCCGAGCUAGGUGGGCUAAAAUACAACAAGAGUACAAAAAGGUCGAGGAAGAGGUGCCAAUGAUGGACGAGUUUCGCGGACUCGAUGAAUUCGCUGUCGUUCAUCAGCCAUGGACAAAACAACUCUCGCUGAAAAAUGAAAAAGGAGUGGACUACACGCUGCUUUCCUAUGACUGUUUCCAUAUGAGUCAGAAAGGACAUGCACGCGCUGCGGCCGCCCUGUGGAGCAACAUGCUGGAACCAGCCGGUAAGAAAAGACUUACCUGGAAUGCGCCAUACGAGGACUUCCGCUGUCCAACGCGGAACAAUCCCUACAUCUACACCUACGACAACAGCUGA